CAACACACCACCCUCACUUUCUCUUAUCGGACCAGCAGCACUUCAGAGCAACGCCUUGCUGUAGCUCUUAACUGUAGCUCUUUCACCUCUCUCGCUCACCUGGAGGCACGGAGAUCAUCCGCACCAAACUACUGCCAGGUAAGAAGCACCAACCGCACGGAUGCAGCAGUUUAGGAGUGAAGCUGAAGGACUUUUGGCCAUGGAGGCAACUGUAGAGUCUCGCUGGGCUUCCUCAUCACUAUUGCCAUCCGAGGUGCUGCCCACUUACCCGUCUGACUCCAGCUUUGUAUCUCACACCGAGGACGAUUCGACGUUCUCCAGUAUAGAGGCCGAAUGUAGUGGCCUGCCUUCCCUCUUCUCCAACGCCGUCCAGAGCCGCAGUGCGCCGACAUACAGACACAGCCCAGUGCGACAGGUUUACUCCUCUCCUUUUCUAAGUGGCCUGUCAUGGCUGGAGGGCUCCGGUGCUCACUCCCUCUCUAGCCCGUACCCAUCACCCCCAUCCUCCUGGCAUGGCGGUACGUUCAGCAGGACCCCGGUGCUCCCCCACAGCUCCUCCACCUCCUCUCCUUUUCAUCCAUCCCUCCCUCUGUCCUCCAUCAGAGCCCCUCGCUCUGAGCUCCACCCACCCGGCCUGGACUGCAAGGACAGUUUGAAAGGCGAGAGGGUCAGUCCUGCAGCGGGCACUGAGGGCGUUGGGGGAGUUUACACCAUCAACCACGUCGCCGGCGGUAGUGUAUAUCCACACGAUCACGGGCCGCCACAGCCGCACACACACACUCACACACAUUCUCUAGGACACUACAGCUCCUACAGCAGCCCAGCUCAGGACUUCAGCAGCGUUGGUCUCUACUCGCCAUCCUACGAGAAACUACGAGGCAAGAUGACUCUCUCUCCCACAGAAACGCGGGAGUGUGUGAACUGUGGAGCCACUGCUACCCCUCUCUGGAGGCGCGAUGGUACGGGCCAUUACCUCUGCAAUGCCUGCGGACUGUACCACAAGAUGAACGGACAAAACAGACCCCUGAUCCGGCCUAGAAAAAGACUGGUUGUGAGUAAGAGGGCAGGGACUCAGUGUGCCAACUGCCAGACGAGCACCACAACACUGUGGAGACGUAACUCCAGCGGGGAACCCGUGUGCAACGCCUGUGGGCUUUACUUUAAACUACACAAUGUAAACAGACCCCUCACUAUGAAGAAGGAGGGAAUUCAGACACGCAACCGGAAGGUGUCGAGUAAGAGCAGGAAGGGCCGGAGGAACGCCGCUAUGGAGCUCGAUUCGUUCUCUGAGCCCUUGAAGGGCCCCGGGUCUGAGCAGCCUAUCGACGCCUUUUCGCUGGGACCCUACAGCCACAGUGUCCACCCCGCAGGCACCUCCACUUCACUCCACGCCCCAUCUCACCUUUCCUACCCAUACCACCCUGCUGCUGCAGCACUCUUUUCCGGCAUGGUGUGACAGAAUAGAAAAGUACAUUUGAUUGUUUCCAAGAGCUCUCUCUCUCUCUCUCUUUUUUUUUUUAAAUAGCAUGUAUCAUGUUUUAUAUUCAUAUAAGUGGAUAAAUGUGAGAAAAUAAAGAGUGUUCUGUUUUUAUUCAUAUUUGUAUGCGGUGUAAAACCAUUUCGUUCCUAUACUUUUAUUCAUUGGCUAGUUUGCCGUUUACUGGCUAACCCUUGUGAUGGUGUGAAUAAAUUGUACAAAUAAAUACGCAUUUUAUUUCUGUAAUUCAUCAUGCAAAUACUUGCUCCGUGGUUUUUUUUCUCUCUCUCUCUCUCUCUCCUUUUUUCCUUCAUACAUGCACACUGACAAAUCACUUUCAGGAUUGGACAUAAUAUAAUCAAAUGCACCUGGCGCAACCAGGCGGAGAUUUAAAUAAAACUGUGUUGCUGAACAUGA
This is a messenger RNA of Ictalurus furcatus (blue catfish), 1894 nucleotides long. RefSeq names its product GATA binding protein 1b (gene gata1b). The transcript has 6 exons. The record is from RefSeq and is a predicted model, not a curated record. Gene Ontology annotation, cellular component: nucleus. Gene Ontology annotation, molecular function: DNA-binding transcription factor activity, RNA polymerase II-specific; RNA polymerase II cis-regulatory region sequence-specific DNA binding; zinc ion binding. Bases 161 to 1456 code for a protein of 431 amino acids. NCBI's taxonomy places the organism in Eukaryota, Metazoa, Chordata, Actinopteri, Siluriformes, Ictaluridae. Gene Ontology annotation, biological process: positive regulation of transcription by RNA polymerase II; cell fate commitment; negative regulation of transcription by RNA polymerase II.